UCCUCUGACACCACAGCAGGACACGGAGCAGGCAGGAAUGGGGGCGAGGGGCUGCCUGGGGCCACUGCUGCUGCUGCUGCUGCCGCCUCUGCCUUCAGCGUGGGCCUGGCUCCAGCCAUCGAUCAUUGGGGGACACGAGGCCAAACCCCACUCCCGGCCCUACAUGGCGUCCCUGCAGUUUGGGGGGGUCCACGCCUGCGGGGCAGCACUGCUGCACCAGCACUGGGUCCUGACGGCCGCCCACUGCCUGGCCCGGGGGACACUGACCAACGGGAGAGUGGUGGUGGGGCUGCACAGCCUGCGGGACCGCGGGGCGGCCACACAGACCUUCCCCAUCCGGGCAGCCUGUCCCCACCCCGGCUACGACCGAGGGACGAUGGAAAACGACCUGCUCCUGCUGCAGCUGGAGGGGACGGUGACGCUGGGCCGGACGCGGCGGCUCAUCGGGCUGUCGGGGCGGGGGCCGGCGGCGGGGACCACGUGCAGCCUGGCGGGCUGGGGGCUCCGCGGGCGCGGGGGGCUCUCGCCCACCCUGCAGGAGCUGGAGGUGAAGGUGAUGGACCCGCGGAUGUGCAACAACAGCCGCUUCUGGGACGGCGGCAUCGCCCCCACCAUGAUCUGCUUCCAGGGGCAGCCCCGGGGCUCGGCCCCCGCCAAGGGGGACUCGGGGGGCCCGUUGGUGUGCGGGGAGCGGGCGGCGGUGGCCGGGGUGAUGUCCUUCAGCGGCCCAGAUGUCACCGACCCGUUCAAGCCACCGGUCGCCACCUCGACCGUCAAGUACAAGAAAUGGAUCCAGAAAACCCUGCGGAGGGGCUGCAAGUCCCCCCAGACCCCAGGAGACUGAGCACCCCUUCCUAUUUA
Messenger RNA from Corapipo altera (White-ruffed manakin), 861 nucleotides. Its product is annotated as granzyme M-like. The transcript is spliced from 5 exons. The record is from RefSeq and is a predicted model, not a curated record. Bases 38 to 844 code for a protein of 268 amino acids. Lineage: Eukaryota; Metazoa; Chordata; Aves; Passeriformes; Pipridae. Gene Ontology annotation, biological process: proteolysis. Gene Ontology annotation, molecular function: serine-type endopeptidase activity.